AAUUCGAUGACUUUUUGAUUUUACAUGUUUGUUUAUUAAGAUUUCAAGAUCUGCAGCAAAUAUUGAUAUUUCUUCAAUUUGGCCUCAAUUAGUGCUAAUAGUGAAAGGCAUUAUGGCAGCAGAUACAAGUUCGAAAAAUAAAAGGGAUGAAAUAGAAGAAGAUUACGAUCCAUACUUACAUAGGAAUCUAACUCAUCCCAACCAGAGCCUAGAAACUCUCGGACAUUUAAUUAAAGGUAUUAUUGGCACUGGCAUAUUGGCAUUACCUGAAGCAUUUAAACUGGCUGGAAUGAUAACCGGGAUAAUUUCAACCAUUCUCAUAGGUUUAUUGUCCACAUACUGUCUACGAAUUUUGGUACGAUCCCAGUACAUAUUAUGUAAAAGGAAGAGAGUGGGACUCCUAACGUACCCAGAAACUAUGGAGUAUGCUUGUGAAGUGGGACCUAAGUUUUUUCAGAGAUGUGUUCCUUACGCAGGGGGAAUUACAAAUUUCUUCCUAGUUACGUUUCAAGUUGGCACCUGCUGUGUAUAUGUUGUCUUCAUAGCAGUAAACAUAAAAUUUGUAGGCGACCAAUAUACCGAUCCUCACAUUGCUUAUGCAUAUUACGUCUUAAUGUUUUUUAUUCCGCUGUUGGCGAUAAUGAUGGUUAAAAACCUUAAGUACUUUGCACCAUUUAGUCACUUUGCAAAUUUUGUAACAUUAUUGACGAUAGCCGUUUGUGGAUAUUAUGUAUUUCGCGAUUUGCCUCCGUUUUCAAGUCGUCCAGCUUUUGGGAAAUUCUCAGAUUAUUUCCUAUAUUUUGGAACCAGCCUUUUUUCACUACAGUCCGUUGUAGUGGUUACCUCUGCAGAAAAUAAUAUGGAAAAUCCAAGACAUUUCUUGACACCCUUUGGUGUUUUGAACGUUGGAAUGUUCAUUGUGGUAUCCGUAGUAAUUUAUUUUGCAGCUACUGGAUAUUGGAAAUACGGCGAAGAUAUCAAGCCCAGUAUAACUUUAAAUUUUCCACCACCUGAUAUUGCUGCUCAAUCUAUCAGAAUUUUAUAUUCUUUAGCAAUAUUUAUAACAUUUGGCCUGCAAGGAAUACCUGCUGUGUAUAUCAUACAAAACGACUACAUUAUUCCUCAUUUAGGAGAACAUGCUACAGAAAGAAAGAAAAAGGUGUAUGAUUAUGGAUUACGCAUAACCCUAGUUGUUCUAUCGGUUGUUUUGGCCAUUACAGUACCACUGCUGGGACUCAUCAUUUCAUUAGUUGGUACAUUUUGUCUAUCUGCACUUGGAAUAGUUUUCCCUGCAAUCAUUGAACUUGCAGCUCAUUGGCCCGAUAGGCUAGGUCCUGGAAAAAUUUGUCUAUGGAAAGAUAUUUUGAUAAUUCUCAUUGGUAUAUUCGGCCUUUGUGUUGGGACAUAUACUUCUAUAUAUAACAUAGUUCAAGAAUUGAUCAUAAAAUACUCAACUAAAUCAAUUCUAGAUGACUAAUCAAUAGAAGAAACCGAAUUUAGAAGAUUUUUAUGAUUUAACUAUGGAUUCUAAUAAUGUGCUCAUAUAAAACUCUGUAAAUGUCUUAAAAGUCCAUAUAAUUAUUAAACAAAAA
Molecule: messenger RNA, 1592 nt
Organism: Diabrotica virgifera virgifera (western corn rootworm)
Lineage: Eukaryota; Metazoa; Arthropoda; Insecta; Coleoptera; Chrysomelidae
Product: proton-coupled amino acid transporter-like protein CG1139
Exons: 9
Coding region: 113-1477 (454 amino acids)
Biological process (GO): amino acid transmembrane transport
Cellular component (GO): vacuolar membrane
Molecular function (GO): amino acid transmembrane transporter activity
Source: RefSeq, a predicted model, not a curated record